Nanorana parkeri is the source of this 2986-nucleotide messenger RNA. It is a transcript of the gene KIF2A, whose product is annotated as kinesin family member 2A. The transcript is spliced from 21 exons. Gene Ontology annotation, biological process: microtubule-based movement. Lineage: Eukaryota; Metazoa; Chordata; Amphibia; Anura; Dicroglossidae. Gene Ontology annotation, molecular function: microtubule motor activity; microtubule binding; ATP binding. Bases 225 to 2462 code for a protein of 745 amino acids. The record is from RefSeq and is a predicted model, not a curated record.
UCACUCGGCUCCUCCCAAUUUCAGUUGCGUCCUGUCUCCGCCCUGCCCGGCUGUGAAUGUGACCGGCAGAGGCUCGCCCGCUCCCCACCUCCUCCACAGCUCCGUCCUCCCCUCCUCCUGUUACCCGGCAUCGCUUCGUCACCGCUGGCCUCGUUUUUCAAACAAAAACAGCCCGCAGAGGGGAGAGAGCGGGAGAGGCCGGGGGCAGCGCAGUGCAGGGGGCAAUGAGCAUGGCAUCCAGCUUCGGCAAGAUCCAGAUAGGAAUCCAUGUGGAGAUCAAGAGGAGCGAUGGUCGAAUACACCAAGCUAUGGUAACAUCCCUAAAUGAGGACAGUGAAAGUAUUACAGUGGAAUGGAUUGAAAAUGGAGACACAAAAGGAAAGGAGAUUGACUUGGAAAGUAUAUUUGCACUUAACCCUGAUUUUGCUCCAGAUGAAGAGAUUGAGCCCAGCCUUGAAUUACCACCUCCACCUACGCCUACAACAAAAGUUAACAAAAUUGUCAAGAAUCGACGUACCGUAGCUCCAGUGAACAAGGAAACUCCUGCAAAGGACAAUAGAGCAGUCAGUUCAGCCCGGGCACGGCCAAGCCAGCCAGUAGAACAACCGGCCUCCGCACAGCAGAAUGGUAGUGUUUCAGAUAUAUCUCCAGAUCAACCUGGAAAAAAGGACUUUGGCCCUCCUUCCAGGAGAAAAUCCAACUGUGUCAAAGAAGUGGAGAAGUUACAGGAGAAGAGAGAGAGGAGGCGGUUACAGCAACAAGAGCUCAGAGAGAAGAGGGCGCAGGAUAUUGAUGCCACAUACCCAAACUAUGAAAUAAUGUGUAUGAUAAAAGAUUUUAGAGGAAGUUUGGAUUACCGACCUUUAACGACAGCUGAUACUAUUGAUGAGCACAGGAUAUGUGUCUGUGUAAGGAAACGUCCACUAAAUAAGAAAGAGAACACAAUGAAAGACCUAGAUGUCAUUACAAUUCCUAGUAAAGAUGUAGUAAUGGUGCACGAGCCCAAACAGAAGGUGGAUCUCACAAGAUAUCUAGAAAACCAAACUUUUCGCUUUGACUAUGCCUUUGAUGAAACGACACCCAAUGAAAUGGUCUACCGGUUUACUGCAAGACCUCUGGUAGAAACUAUCUUCGAAAGGGGAAUGGCCACUUGCUUUGCUUAUGGGCAAACUGGAAGCGGUAAAACCCAUACCAUGGGGGGCGAUUUUUCUGGAAAGAAUCAAGACUGUUCAAAAGGAAUAUAUGCACUUGCAGCGCGAGAUGUAUUCCAAAUGCUGAAGAAACCAAAUUAUAAAAAACUAGAACUUCAAGUGUUCGCUACAUUUUUUGAAAUCUACAGUGGUAAGGUGUUCGAUUUGUUGAAUCGGAAAACCAAAUUGCGAGUUUUAGAGGACGGCAAGCAGCAAGUGCAGGUCGUUGGGCUGCAGGAACGGGAGGUGAAAUGUGUGGAAGACGUCCUGAAACUGAUUGAGAUUGGCAACAGCUGCAGAACGUCUGGUCAGACCUCAGCCAAUGCACACUCUUCUCGAAGUCAUGCCGUGUUCCAAAUAAUCUUACGAAAGAAAGGAAAGCUCCACGGUAAAUUCUCUCUAAUUGACUUGGCCGGAAAUGAAAGGGGAGCAGACACAUCAAGUGCAGACCGACAAACGCGGCUUGAAGGGGCCGAGAUAAACAAAAGUUUAUUAGCUCUAAAGGAGUGCAUUCGUGCUCUUGGGAGGAAUAAGCCACAUACCCCAUUUAGAGCCAGCAAACUGACCCAAGUUCUUCGGGACUCGUUUAUCGGUGAAAACUCUCGCACAUGCAUGAUUGCUACAAUUUCUCCUGGUAUGGCAUCCUGUGAAAAUACUUUAAACACUUUAAGAUACGCCAACAGAGUAAAGGAAUUUGGGAUUAGUCCGUCGGAUAUUCCCUUCUCUCAGGGUAGCGGAAGUCGCUCUGAUCUCUCUCCUUCCUAUGAGUAUGACGACUUCUCUCCUACGCUCACCAGAGUCAAAGAGCUGACUGUUGAUCCAAAUGGUGUUGGGGAUCUGCGCCCCAUGUUACAUCAUGCUCAGAAUCAGCUGGAUGACCUGGAAUCGCUGUGGGGAGUGGGCAGCUCUCCUCAGAGGGAUGACCUCAAACUUCUAUGUGAACAAAAUGAAGAAGAGGUGUCUCCGCAGCUCUUCACAUUUCAUGAAGCCGUGUCACAGAUGGUGGAGAUGGAGGAACAGGUAGUAGAAGAUCACCGAGCUGUGUUUCAGGAAUCUAUCCGGUGGCUGGAAGAUGAGAAGGCUCUGCUAGAGAUGGCGGAGGAGGUGGACUAUGAUGUGGAUUCAUACGCUACACAGCUGGAAGCAAUCCUUGAGCAGAAGAUUGACAUUCUGAUUGAAUUAAGAGAUAAAGUGAAGUCAUUCCGAACUGCUUUACAAGAGGAGGAGCACGCCAGCAAACAAAUCAACCCCAAGAGGCCCCGAGCCCUCUAAAGAAAGGUUUUAAUGAAGGAUCACCUUAAGAAGUUUCUACUGUAAAAUAACCUUAUUCUCAAACUGUGGCUGUAUGAACCCAAUUACUUGAAACAUUAAGUACACUUUUAUACUGUCAGUGGAAAUGUCCUCCUCUGUCACUUGAAUGGAAUCCUGUUUUGGGCUGACCACUACAUUGACUUCUAGACAAGCGUCAAUCCCAGACAGCACAAACCUAUCAGUAGGGACCGCGAGGCACUUUGUCCAGAAUCCUCCUCCAUUUAUUCAUGUCUUAUUUCUCAACGUCUGUCUGUCUGUCUUUUUGUUUCAUAUUUUUUUUAAUAAAUCUGUUUAAUACUGUGUACUAGAGGGUAUACCCCAUUAUUUUAAUAUUUGAUUUCUUACGGGAUUUCAUCAUUCUGCAGAAAGCGACAGUGCGGUUUUAAACUACUUGCAUGCCUGCAUCUCAUCCGUGAUUGUACAGAUAGCGCUAUUACAUGGAUUCGCUGUGCACACUUCCUGCGUGCCUUUUAUGAAGGCCAUAC